This is a messenger RNA of Prorocentrum cordatum, 219 nucleotides long. Lineage: Eukaryota; Dinophyceae; Prorocentrales; Prorocentraceae. The record is from the annotation of a GenBank genome assembly.
GCUCGCUGGGCCGAGCAGCAGAUCAAGCGCGAGGGCCGGCAGCCCGGGCGCAACAUGUACAAAGGCAUGUUGCUCGUCUGGACUGUCGAAUAUGAGGAGGUGGCGGCCCCCUUCAACCUCGUCGACGCCGACCGCGGCCAGUGCAUCAUCGAGCCGAACGAAGAGAACUUAGUCGCUCACAAGAUCUCGAUCGAGCAGGCGAAGUCGUUUUUGGACAAG